GACACACAUUCACAAACCCACCACCAACCCAAACCCGUCCAAAUUCGCUCAGAAGUUUGGAGGUUCGGAGAAAUGUGGCCGAUGCGGAGACUCUGUGUUCGCAGCGGAGAAGAUCAUGGGGGCGGGAAAGCCGUGGCAUAAGAACUGUUUCCGCUGUGCAAAAUGUGGCAAAAGCCUGGAGUCGACCACUCAGACGGAGAAAGACGGAGAGAUCUACUGCAAAGCUUGUUACGCUAAGAACUUCGGACCUAAAGGCUUCGGUUACGGUCAGGGAGCCGGAGCUCUGGUCCACGCUCAGUGAAGAUCCUGAACAAAAAACAACAUUAUUGUCCUUGUGUUUCCUCCCUGCUCAUGACACGAAUAAAAACAUUACCAAACUCCA
Gymnodraco acuticeps is the source of this 382-nucleotide messenger RNA. Its product is annotated as cysteine and glycine-rich protein 2. The record is from RefSeq and is a predicted model, not a curated record. NCBI's taxonomy places the organism in Eukaryota, Metazoa, Chordata, Actinopteri, Perciformes, Bathydraconidae. Gene Ontology annotation, cellular component: cytoplasm; Z disc; nucleus. Gene Ontology annotation, biological process: sarcomere organization; muscle tissue development. Gene Ontology annotation, molecular function: structural constituent of muscle; actinin binding.